Messenger RNA from Dreissena polymorpha, 3395 nucleotides. RefSeq lists its product as uncharacterized. The transcript has 5 exons. NCBI's taxonomy places the organism in Eukaryota, Metazoa, Mollusca, Bivalvia, Myida, Dreissenidae. The record is from RefSeq and is a predicted model, not a curated record. Bases 381 to 1886 code for a protein of 501 amino acids.
UGAUUUAAAGGUUAGAAAACGACCUGAGUGUUUUCAAAAACACAAAUGGUUCGUUUAUCUAUUAAAAAUCAUCGAGUGAUUGAAUGAUAAUUGAGUGAUCGAUUUAAAUCACCAAUAAAAAUCAAUAACUUAAGAGCAUCUUUCAAGUUGGCUUAGUAAAUAUCAUUCGAACCUGUUAUUCGUAACGAUUUGUAUUCUAUAAUAUAAUUAAAAGGCCCAUCGCAGCUAAUUCGCGUAUUUGAACUAUUUUCUUAAGUAACUAUUCGCCUUUUUAGUUCGAGUACCUCGGUGCGUUUUUAGCGAAAUUUUUGUCUGAAGUAUUUACUUAAAUAAUGAACAACGGCUUCUGAAAGGAAAUCGGAGUGAUCUAUUCGUGCCGCAUGUUAACUAUGGAGAGUUCCCAAGCAGUGAAAAGGCAAGCGAGACUAUCGGCAGUAGGCCGCGAGCUGGCGAAUGUGAAUAACCGUAUAGACUCCGUGAAUACGAAGGUGGACUUGGUGACACGAGGUUUGAGCCCCGUGCCGAACAAGAUGAGUAAUUUGGAACAGGAAGUGGGUCAGAGAGGCCGGAAGUUGGAGGAGCUCGAGGAGCGAAACAAGCUACACUCUGCGAAGCUGAAGUUGCUUCAGAAUGAGAUUAAGUACGAGAAGAUGCGAGCCGAUAUGUUGAUGGAUUAUGCGAAGAUAAAACGCGACGCUCAAGGGAAUGGAGAUAUAUAUCACACGAACGGCGGGCAAUUCUACGGAGAGGGUGAUGUUCGCGGUCAAGUACCGGUAGCUGACGCAUAUGAAGACCGGAUGGGCGGACCGCCUGGUAGCCCACGACGGAGUCACGCAGGGACGCCGCGUGUAGAGGCCGCGCCGCCAAAAAGUCCUCCAAAACCCGUGGCGCAGACGCCGCGACACCCGAAAUACCAGUCAGACAUGGGUCCGUACAUCCGUAUCGGGGACGCCGAUACGUGGAGGUAUCAGGAUAACAAGGCCGAUAACACAAAUCAGGAUAUCGUGAAUAAGCAGAAUAUAAACGACCGGAUGUUGGAUUUUGAGGAGCUACAGAAGGAGCGCCGGCGACAUAUUUAUGGCUUCCACGACUCCACCGCUAUUAACCCGCAGCUCUGGGAGGAGAAACCGAAACAUCGGAAGUACCCUUGGUUCGAUCACGAGACGCUGCCGUACCCAGGCGGAUUUAUGUUCAUCCGGUUUGAUGACGCUGGCUACGACAUGAUGAACAACGCGCUCAAGAUGCAACAGUCCAUAUGCAGACACGCGGGGGGUUAUCUGAUCGGCAUUGCAAGGAAGGAGAAGAUCUACGUCUACGAGAUCGCUCAACAAAACAAGCAGCAAAACUGGUCCCUGGCGCGUAACCAGCCUCAUCGCCAGGCGCGCGCCACAGAGAACGCAGUUGCCGCCUUCUGGUUCACGAAGCGCGAGGCGGCGGAGUCGUACUUCGAGAACGGGUACCGGAACCGCCUCCGUGAGCCCUGCUUCCCGACGCCGAACGGAUACGAGGCGUAUUACGUGCCCCUGCUGAGCGCGCCACCUAUGCGUCCUGCCAACACGUUUCUGUUCAUCGAGUUCCUCAUGCAUCCGUCAAAACACGCGGAAUACCAAGAGCGACUGACGCAGUUCGAGGCGGAAAUGCGCGACGACAUGCAGCGCCUGGUGCCCGAAUGUCGACCAAUGGUGGUGUCCUCGCAGACUGGAAGAGUGAUCUUCAAGCCGGGACUGUUUGUCAGCCCGUACAGCAAGCUGUUCAUCAGCCGGUUUGAGUCUCAGAGAGAUGUCGAUGAAAUCCUAAGAAUAGGUAUGAUCGAAGGUCUACGGCGGAAGUGGAACCUUCCCAGCGAAAUGAAUGUCUUCUCAAUGACUGUCGAGGACGCCUUCUGACCCCUUUAAGGGGCCACUACCCAAGGGAUAUUGAUUUCUAGAGCAAUACACCCAGCUCGUAGCCAACCACGCCGAUCACCGCGAACUUUAGCUUAGCGUUGAAAGGAAAUAGUCGCAAACUGUGAUAUAUCAGUUGAACAUUUACGACCCUUUAUAACGGGGCAGUUUCACACGGAUUGGCUUUAAUGAAAUACAUGAUAUUUGCGUCUGUUCAAACUGAUGUAAGGCCGUUAAUUAUCAAUAUUUCGAAAGCUUAUUGCUGAAUAUAAAUCAAAAGAUAUGUAUUCGUCUAACAAAAAGUCUUUUGGUAGCAAAAUGUUUUUACAUAUUUGUCAAAUUGUUGAAUAGAGCGUGUGUAAAACUGUUCCGCUAUACUAUUUAGUGUCGUCAGUAUAGUAAGCAUUUAGUCCUUCAUCAUACACACAUGAGCCUCGUUCUGGGAAAUCUAGGCUUAAUGCAUGUCCGUGAAUGUCAUCACAGAUAAAGCAAACGCUUAUGAGAGACGACACUUUUUGCUUUAUAUGGUAUUUUACUUUAUAAUGGCGUAUCUGUUCACUUAAAAUUGCGGUCGAAGCGGAAAGUGUACUGCACAUGCUUAUCUGGUAUGGCACAAUACGAAGACGCAUUAGCCCAUUUUUUCCCAGAACUUGGCUAAAAUGUUCUUAUAUGCAAGUAAUAUAUCGAUAAAUAACGAAUUUGCAUGAUUAACACGUUUCCAUACACACGAUGGACACUAAUAUAUAUUCACGGGGAUGUUCGCAUGUUUGCCCAAUCAUAGUUGAGAUUGUCGUUUGCAUGCAUACUUUUUAGACAUUUGAUGCAAACUCGCAAACGGUUUGAAUCAAUAUGCAUGAAUGUCAUAAAUAUUGCACAUGCAUUUUGUCCUGAACGACGGUACAUUACUAUAAGAAAAGCCGAAACUAAUACAAAACAACUAAUUAAUUAUAACGCAAAGAGCUUAAAAUAUACAAUUCUACAAUUCAGAUAUUUAACACAAUGGUAUAUAUCAAUGUUAUUCAAUCAAGACAUAUGGAAUAACCGUAUCUCCUCGUGCGUAUGUUACUGCAACUAUUUGAGUAUUCGCAUUUAUCCCAAACCAUGACGACGCCAUUCUCAGAAAGGUUGUUGUGGUCUGAACGCAACAUUCCGUACAAUGUAUAGAAAAAUAAAAUAAAAAACAGAUCUUGUUAUGUGAAAUAGUUGGAGUGAAGUAAUUACAUAAGUAAGAUGAUCGCCGGUUGCUGACUUCAUUUAUAUAAAGGAAAUAUUUUGUAUUGAUAAAUAUUUACCAUACGUGCUGCUAUGUACUUUAUGCUUGUGACAAUGUCGUCAUAUAAACAUUUAUAUAUAAUAAACCGUCACUAAUUUUAAGUGCAUUGCAGUUUAUGCAUUAUUUGUCUUCGUAUAUGUAUGUCUGUUUUUUGUCAUAUUUUUUUUUACAAUAUCAUAGAAUGCAUUUAUAAAUUUUAUAUUCACACUUUAAUACUACAGAAAUAAAUGUGCAACAAU